CGCCGCCAACCGCCACAGCAGCGCGGGACGACGACGACGACGAACGAACGAACAACAACAACCAACUCGACCAUGGCCGUUCCCUCAGCCCCCCGUCACCCGUACUGGCCCCGCGACCUCGUCAUCCCGGGCUACGUGGCGAACGACACCGCCACCAGCACGGUGCUGGCGUUUCUGUUCGUCACCUCAGGUGUCCUGGUGGCGGCGACAUGGCUGUACGCGGGGUCUUCGCGCCAUCGGCUCUCGUCGAUGCGACGCCUCGUCUGCUGCUGGUUCGCCGUGUGCGCCUUCAUCCACGGCGUGAUCGAGGGCUGGUUCUCGCUCUUCCACCGGGACAUCGCGGGGGACCAGGCGUUCCUCUCGCAGCUCUGGAAGGAAUAUUCAAAGGGAGACAGCAGAUACAUAACCUCGGAUAACUUCACCGUGUGCAUGGAGAGCAUCACGGCGCUGGCGUGGGGCCCGCUCAGCGCCUUCACCGUGAUGGCGUUCGUGCACAACCGGCCCGAGAGAUUUGUGCUGCAGCUCGUGGUGUCGCUCGGGCAGCUGUACGGCGACGUGCUGUACUUCUGCACGGAGUUUCGCAGCGGCUUCCAGCAUAGCGAGCCGGGCCACCCGCUCUACUUCUGGUUCUACUUCGUCUUCAUGAACGCGCUGUGGAUCGUGCUACCGCUCGUGCUCAUCGUGGACGCCUGGAGCCAGCUGUGCAGCGUGCAGACCCGCGCCGAUUUCGCCGGUCCCUCGGCUGGGGCUGGCGCCACCGGCAAACUCAAGCGCAAGUGACAGUGGGAGGAGGAGGUGGCAGCCAAAUGGUGAAUCCAGCAAAGAGGAGGAGGAGGGCGGGGGGUGAUGGAGGUGAUGGUGAAGGUAGUGCUGGUGGAGGAAGAGGGAGCGGUGUAAGAGGUGAUGGAGCAGGAAGAUUGAAUGAGAAAAUGGAGGUGAAUGGGGUAGAUGAGAUGGAGAUAAAGAUGGUAGGAGAGAUUCAAGAGAUGAUCGGUAACAGAUCCGGCAGAAUAUAAAGAGGUGGGAGAGAUAGUAUAAGAGGUGGGGGAAGGAAGAGGCUGGUGUAGGUGGCAGAUGAGAGGGGUUGGAGGGAGAUAGUUGAUCAUGAGGAGGUGAAUGAGAUGGUGAAUAAAAUUAACCCGUAAAAACAAAGUUUUUCACUAUAAAUCCUUUAUAUGCGUGGCGGCCAGAGUCCUCUCGUCCUCUGGCUUGAGAUGGCUGCCACCUAUGGGUCAGAUGAUUGCCUGCCACCAUUAAGCAAUUGGUAAUUAAAUAUCAUUUUUUUCCCCCUAAAAAGUGUAAAAUUUUGGAAACUUUUCUUUCAGGAAAAUUAAUUGUCACGCACAACGAGUCUGUGUGGAAAAUGUCAGCUCGAUCGGAUCACGGGAAGUGGGUUAAAAAACGACGAAAGAUUUGCACGGUCGUAAGCGCGCAAGCAAGCAAGCAAGUGAACUUAAUAUAAAGGAUUUAAAAAGGCGUUGGAAGAUAAAAGUAGUGGAUGGCGAGGUGAAGAAGGUAGCCCACAGCACCGCCUGCCCUCGGAUGAAGAGUGCUGCUGUUGCAUCUAAACGCUGCGAUGAAGUGGACGGUGGCCCAUAAUGGCCGGGGCCAUUGGCUCUGUGCCCUCGUCACUGCAGUCGUAGUUUUUAAAACUCAAGCCGGGUUUCUCUCUCAUGGUCUCCAUUCAGUGGCGUUGACAUGGCCAGAGCCACUGAAUGGAUACCACUAAGAUCCUGGGACCACAUCGUCGAGUUAUCCGAGCUUUCUUCCCCUUGUUCUCGCGAGGGAUUUGUCCAGGUACUGGCAUCGCCGCAGAUUACCCCGCGCAGCCGUAGCUGUGCUCGUUUUGAAUCGCAGUGUUAGUUUAGUCAGUGUGUUUUGUCUUUUUCGUCUCAGUCUGGUCAACAACAGUUUGUGGAAUUUGUCAAGUUUUAGUCUGGAUUUCCUGUGGUCAUUAAAAUACAAAAAUGCUGAAAUGAAAUGCACAGACUGACCUGACAUAAAUUCCGAGGGUUGUCCGACUGGACGAGACUAAAACGCUGACUAAUUUAACACUAAAACUUAAGUAUUUCUGGUGGAUUUAUAAUAGUUUUGUGGUGACCAGUGGGUAUGAAGUAAUUUUAACACUCGGGUUUUUUGUUGUUGUAAAAUGUACUAAAAUCAUGCUGCUCCUAAAUUUUUAUAUCGAAUCUGUGUGAUCGAAUAACGUUUGUAAUGUCUUAUUUGUAAGUCGCACUGCUGUGCGACGCACUGAUUUCAAAAGGGAUUAAAAAAACCCUUGGUGGAGAUCGUU
Molecule: messenger RNA, 2293 nt
Organism: Lethenteron reissneri (Far Eastern brook lamprey)
Lineage: Eukaryota; Metazoa; Chordata; Hyperoartia; Petromyzontiformes; Petromyzontidae
Product: 3-beta-hydroxysteroid-Delta(8),Delta(7)-isomerase-like
Biological process (GO): cholesterol biosynthetic process
Cellular component (GO): membrane; endoplasmic reticulum
Molecular function (GO): cholestenol delta-isomerase activity; C-8 sterol isomerase activity; steroid Delta-isomerase activity
Source: RefSeq, a predicted model, not a curated record